Messenger RNA from Momordica charantia (bitter melon), 2020 nucleotides. Its product is annotated as butanoate--CoA ligase AAE1. NCBI's taxonomy places the organism in Eukaryota, Viridiplantae, Streptophyta, Magnoliopsida, Cucurbitales, Cucurbitaceae. The record is from RefSeq and is a predicted model, not a curated record.
UCCAAACAGAUUUUGCCUUAUCCCCCCAAAAUCUUUUUUUGAUUUUAAAAUGCCCAUACGUGAUGCGCCUUCUCUCUACCGCCAUCCCAAUUCUGGAAAUGGCAGUUUGCUCAUCAAUGGAGAUUCUGUAAAUCCCAGUGGAAAACUUCACCAGGAUCGAACAGGACGAAAAAGGGUGGUUAUGGUUUUUGCAGUGUUCUUGAAAUCGCCAAACCAAUGAACCGUUUUCUCCAAAAUCAGUUGCUCCGUUCAGUCUGUAGCUUCAAUAGACCGCUUUGGAACCGGAACUGGAACUUGGAUUUCCCUUCAAGCCGUCGUGGUUUCGCCAAUGUGCCGGACUCGUGGAAAUCGAUGGCCGGUCUGGUCCGAUGUCCGGCGAACGACGUUCCUCUGUCUCCGCUGAGCUUUUUGGAGCGAACGGCCAAAGUUUACAGAGACACGACCUCGGUUGUGUACGGUUCUGUAUCGUUUACUUGGGAAGAAACCUAUAAUCGCUGUCUCAAAUUGGCUUCUGCGAUUUCCCAGCUUGGGAUUUCCCCUGGCCAAGUGGUUGCAACUUUGGCUCCUAAUGUCCCAGCCAUGUAUGAGCUGCAUUUUGCUGUUCCCAUGGCUGGUGCUGUUCUUUGCACAUUGAAUGCGCGCCAUGAUUCAUCUAUGGUUUCGGCGCUGCUGAGGCAUUCGGAAGCCAAGAUCAUUUUUGUAGAUUUUCAGUUGUUUGAAGUUGCUUGUGAGGCAAUUCAGCUUCUUGCACAAGGAGAUUCAGAAUCACCUAAGCUAGUUCUAAUUCUUGAUGCUGAACAUGGUUUAUCUCCAGCUAAUCCAUUGUCUUCGAAUGUUUGUGAAUACGAGAGUCUGAUUGCAUCUGGGAGUUGUGAGUUUGAGGUCCAAAAACCGAAAAGCGAAUGGGAUCCGAUUAGUAUAAACUACACUUCAGGCACUACAUCUAUGCCUAAAGGGGUUGUUUAUAGUCAUAGAGGUGCCUAUCUAAAUUCCUUGGCGACGGUUCUUCUUGGCGGAAUGGGAUCGAUGCCGGUUUACCUUUGGACUUGCCCCAUGUUUCAUUGCAAUGGAUGGUGCCUUGCUUGGGGAGUUGCCGCUCAAGGUGGUACCAAUAUCUGCCUCAGAAAAGUCUCACCCAAGGCAAUAUUUGAGAAAAUAGCUCUGCAGAAUGUGACUCACAUGGCAGCUGCACCGACUGUUUUGAACAUGAUUGUGAAUUCUCCCGUGAGCGACCGCAGGCUGCUUCCGAACAAGGUGGAUGUCUUGACUGGUGGUGCGCCACCUCCACCGCAGAUACUUGCUAAGAUGGAGGAGAUGGGAUUCCGAAUCUGUCACUUGUAUGGUCUAACUGAGACAUAUGGUCCGGGGACAUAUUGCACAUGGAAGCCAAUGUGGGAUUCUCUACCUUCUGAUGAAAGAGCAAGGAUCCGAGCACGUCAAGGCGUCCAUCAUGUUGGACUGCAGGAGGUCGACGUAAGAGAUCCCGUGACAAUGGCUGGCGUACCAGCUGAUGGCAAAACAAUGGGAGAAAUAAUGUUCAGAGGGAACACUGUGAUGAGUGGAUACUUCAAGAACCAAAAAGCAACAGAGGAAGCUUUCAGGGGAGGGUGGUUUCACAGUGGGGAUGCUGCAGUAAAACACCCUGAUCACUAUAUCGAAGUAAAGGACCGUCUGAAGGACAUAGUCAUCUCGGGCGGUGAGAAUAUAAGCACGGUCGAGGUCGAAACCAUUCUGUUUGGUCAUCCAGCAGUUCUGGAGGCUGCAGUUGUAGGUCGCCCUGAUAAUCACUGGGGAGAAACACCUUGUGCAUUCGUUACAUUGAAGGAGGGAUGUAAUAUCACUGCCCAACAGCUUAUCGAUUACUGUCGAGAUCAUUUGCCGCAUUACAUGGCUCCGCGGUCCAUAAUUUUUCAAGAUUUGCCCAAGACAUCAACUGGAAAGAUACAGAAGUUUAUACUGAGGGAUAGAGCUAAGGCUAUGGGGAGCCUUUCUUGAACUACUUUGGAAAAAAGUGAUUCUA